Python bivittatus (Burmese python) is the source of this 1163-nucleotide messenger RNA. Lineage: Eukaryota; Metazoa; Chordata; Lepidosauria; Squamata; Pythonidae. The record is from RefSeq and is a predicted model, not a curated record.
UCCACCUGAUUUAUUCCCAGCACGACAUGGUGAAGCAGCUGGCCAAGCUGGCAGGCUGGCAGGACACCCUUACCAAGCUCUACGUCAAAGAGUCCUAUGAGUCUCGCCAACACAGCCUGUCGAACUCAGGCAGUGGCACCAAUGGUGUGGAUUUCUUGAAGCUCUCAGAGCAGUCAAGCGUGGAAAAAGGGAAAGAGCUGGUGGGGUCCACAAGUCCCUUGGCCACUGACCUGCAGGACCUGGAUGUGUUCCUCCCCCUGGGCUACGAAGCCUCUGACCAUGAACUCUCAGAAGGUUUCUCGGACCUGUCCAUGUCUCCCACCAACCAGAGGAGCAGAGUCUUCCAGUCUUAUGUCUUCAAAUCCUUUGACUCCUUAGAUCUUGCCAGCCAUUCUUCCUCCUCCAAUACCAUGGACCUUCCUGGUCAGGGAGAGGCCCACGCAGGAGGCACACUCCCAGCUGACCGCGUCUACCACCCACUCUCCCCUUUCUCCACGUCACCCUUUGAUCUUGGCUUGGAUUUGGGCAGCACGAGCUCUGCAGCCACCUUGGAAAGUGGCAACCAGACACCCCUCAGCCUUCCAGGAACUCCAUCACCUUUGGAGAAUUUCAAGCCAUUCCCGGGGACGAGGGCUCGGAAGAGUUCUAGUCUCUCCAACGUGCUGGAUGAGACAAGCUAUCAAGAAACUCUGCCUAGCGACAGCAUCUCCAACACAAGUAACCCUCAGCAAACUCCUGAGGAAGAGCUCUGCAAUUUGCUGACCAACAUCAUCUUCUCGGUCACCUGGCGGGGAGUGGAGGGCUGGGACGACGUGGCUUGGAAAGAGCGAGGACAGGUCUUCUCCGUCCUCACCAAGCUGGGCUCAGCCUGUGAGCUGGUCCGCCCACCUGAUGAGAUCAAACGCAGUCUUCUGGAGAUGAUGAUGGAAUCGGCCUUGACGGACCUGAAGGAGGCCACGCCAGCCUUGUUGCCGAGCCUCACCCAGAACGCAUUGAAACUGCUUCACCUCCUCCAAGAUUUCUUGUUCUCGGAGGGCCACAACAACCAGGUCCUAUGGAGUGAGAAGGUGGGUGGCUUGGGAGCAGCGGAUCGUGACCCUCAGUGGAGAGAUAGUGCUGAGGCUGAGAAAGAAGAAUGGGGUAUAAAUGUGGUUGGUGUGUAA